GAAUUUAAUCCCGCAGCAAGAUAACACACGGGCAGAAGCAGUAGGACACAGCAUUGAAGCAGUUCUCAAAAGGGAGAUGUAGCAGAAUGUCAGUGGAUGAAAUCCCAGAGUUGCUGGAUGCGCAGAAAAACAGCAACACCAUACUGCAGCUGAAUUAUAAAGGUCUGACAGAAUUACCAAGCUGCCUUCUUCAAUGUCAAGACUUAAGGCAGUUACAAAGACUGUAUUUGAAAAGAAAUGUUAUAAAAAAGCUGCCUGAAGAUAUUGGAAAAUUGAGCAGUUUGAUAGAAUUGUACUUGCAUUCCAAUGAACUUAAUGAACUCCCUAAUGGUGUUGGGGAUCUGGUUAGUCUUCAGUCGUUGAAUGUGAGCUGUAACCACUUGACCUCUGUCCCAGUCAGUAUUGGAUGCCUGUCCCAGUUAACAACACUGCAUUUAGCCAACAAUGAAAUUUCCACACUGCCAAAAGAGUUAUUCAGCCUGCGGCACUUGUCUACCCUAGAUGUUAUGAGUAACAGGCUCCAACACCUCCCAGAAGAGAUAGGACAGUGCCAAAGCCUACAGAUGUUAAUGCUGGAUAAAAACAGACUUUCGUAUUUACCAAAUGAGAUCUGCCAUCUACACCACUUGGAAGAACUCUCGGCCUCUGGCAAUUGCUUAUUAUGCAUCCCUCCAGGUUUAGGAAAUACUGAUUCGCUGAAAAAUGUGUAUUUUGAUAACAACCCUUACUUGCACUGUCUGCCAUGGAACCUUAUCAACAAGUAGAUUGGAUUUAAUGGUUGUAGCAAGAGGAACUUUUCUAUCCAUCCAUCAAUACCCCGUCCUCACCUGACUAUACCCCACUCAGAAACAGAGAUCAAGACUGUUUUCUUACCACAAGAUAUCCAUGCAGUUGGAGACAGCACAAAUAAAAUUGUCAGCCUGCUUGAAAUGAGCAUGAGAGUACUGUUUAGCUCCGUUAAAUGUGAAGGCAUUGGUGUCAAUGAUCUUCCAAAGGAACUCCACAGAAAGCUGCGAACACCUACUGCCGACUGUCACAACUGCAGCCAAGCCAUCUUCAGCAUGGGAUUUCCUAUGAUUUUUACCAGAGAUGUUCAGAGUUACAAUAAGAUGUAUCUGAUGACCUUUUCUUGCUCAUUUAAUUGUGUGAAAAAGGUGCUGGUUAAUGUUAGAAUGCCUGUUGUUUUCCCAAAUUUUAUGGACUUCUCACUGGCAGUUGUCCUGUUGGACAAUGGUUAGUUUAUGGAAAAAUAAAAUACUAGUACUUAGUGCUUCAAAUGUUGCUGCUGUGCAGCAUUUAUAAUCACAGAACAGAAACUGAUUACAAAAUUCAGCAAAACUUCAUAAAGCUUUCAAGAUCUGUCAUAGUUUUGAAAAUAUUUAUUUUACAUAUUUUCAAGCGUGAUACUAUGAUUUUAUACUAUGAUUAUUGAAAAUAAAAAAAAAAACACUUUAUAAAAUCAUGACAACAUAAUUCAUACUCUAUUGACAUUUAUUGAAAAACAGCAUAGUUUUCAGUCCAUGCCAUAAAGAUAUUUACAGUAUUAGGGUCUAUUCCCAGACCGUAUCGUACUAAUUGUGGAUCGAUCUAUCUCCAAGGGGAAUCUUGUAAAAUUGCAAUCAAGUUAAGUGGUUAAGAUGUCUGUCACGCCUACUGAAGCUGCUAGGGGGUAAUUAAUUAUCAUUAUGCAGCUUCAG
This is a messenger RNA of Lingula anatina, 1697 nucleotides long. RefSeq lists its product as uncharacterized. The record is from RefSeq and is a predicted model, not a curated record. Gene Ontology annotation, molecular function: protein binding. NCBI's taxonomy places the organism in Eukaryota, Metazoa, Brachiopoda, Lingulata, Lingulida, Lingulidae. Gene Ontology annotation, cellular component: cytoplasm.